AUGGCGAGCGCCCAGGCGAUGGAGGAGGAGCUCCAGCAGAGCGUUCUGCUCUCUCAGGAGACCGACGAGAUCUACGACGCGUCAAACAGCAACGCGACGACAGCAUCCCAACGCAAUAUAAAGGUGGUCAGCUUCAGCAAUGACAGCGGCGUCAACGGCGUCAACGGCGUCAAGGAUAUAGAAAGUGAUCGUGAUGCAUCAGGUGAAGAGGUCGAAGAGGAGGAUGCCGAGGGUGAGGAUGAUCUCGACCUCAUGCCCCAACCAAACGAUUACCCAGCUACGGCACUACAAAACGGCCAUACCGAAAUUGUCGAAGAGGAGGACGCAGAAGGGGAGGAGGAAGAUGCAGAGGGCGAGGAAGAAGAGGUGGUGGGCGCUGUCAAGAUCAAACCAGCCGAUCUGGUAGAUGACGAGGACGAGGACGCAGAAGAGGACGACGGCGCCGAGAGUGACGCUUCCGAUGCUCAAAACGCUGCUGACGAGGACUCGGACGAAGAGGAGGAGGAGGAGGAUCCCCCUUGGGAGGAUGCACGCGAUGCAGUUGAGGAUGAAGAAGAAGGAUCCGAGUUGGCCGCUACUAAUAUUUGCGUCUUCUGCAAGCAAGACGAGGAGCAUGACCCCAGCGAGGACUUUGAAGCCUUCUUAGCAUGUCAGGCUUGCGGUGAAAACGCUCACCAACAAUGCGCACGCGACGAAGAUGCGUUGAAUGAACGUAAUGAUUCUACACGGUGGAGAUGCCCUGAAUGCUAUAACGAAGACGAGCCAGACGCAGAGAGUGCAGGGGAUCGGGAGAGCCCCGCGACAGACGCUCGACUGGCCUCACAAGAAUCCGAGGUGCCAAUGCUGGUGAAGGCAGGCAGUGUGGAAGAGAUGGUAAUGGACGACGACGCAUCCAGCUCACGAAUGUUGCGAAAGAGGAAAACAUCAUCGAUUGACCCUGAUGAUGGUGUUCUGGCCUUGAGGAAGCGGAGGCGAAAUACAUCGACAGAUCUUCGCAACGACGAUGGGGCCGACGGAAGUGACGGGGGAUCGCGGUCUGCAAGAUCGUUGCGGCUCAAAGUUGCAGGUUCGUCAUCUGCCACAAUUGAAAAGCACACGCGAACCUCGUUGAUUGUCAAGCUUCGCGUACGCCCAGGUAGCCUAAAGGAAACUAUGGGACGCAAGAGGCGCGGCAAUGCAAUGGCGGGAGGAAGAGGAGGCAGAGGCUCGAGACGGACAGGGACAGGACGGCCACCAGGACGGCCGCCUCGGAAUGCGACACCUCUGUCUGCGAUCACCAGCAGCAACCUCGGACCUUUGAUCGAAACACCAUUCACGGCCGACUCCUAUUCACAACCUUUCUACUCCUUUUUUGACCGGGACACGGACGAUACAAAGGGAAAGCCAUACGGAGAUAUUCUGACCGAAGCAGAGGCUGAUACGACUAAGACCUUGCCCGCCGCCGAGGAUCGCAGACGGUUCGACCAGGCCAAGCGGAAGGCCGACGACGAGUGGAGGGCACGAGUGCUGGCCGUGCAGGCAGAGACCUACAUUCCGGUCCGCAAGCAAAAGAAGACGGGCGACCAUGCCAGCCAGAUUGAGUGCAUCGAGUUUGGCGGAUGGGAGAUUGACACCUGGUACGCUGCGCCAUAUCCUGCAGAGUAUAGUAGGAACCGUGUCCUCUACAUCUGCGAAUUCUGUCUCAAAUACAUGAACUCGGACUACGUGGCCUGGCGCCACAAGCUCAAGUGUGCCGCCAAGCACCCACCGGGAGACGAGAUUUACCGUCACGGAUCCAUCUCCUUCUUCGAGGUGGACGGCCGCAAGAACCCCAUCUACUGCCAAAACCUGUGUCUCCUGGCCAAGCUCUUCCUGGGGUCCAAGACGCUGUACUACGACGUGGAGCCCUUCUUGUUCUACGUGCUAUGUGAGUAUGACGAGUGCGGCUACCAUUUUGUCGGGUACUUCUCCAAGGAGAAGCGACCGAGCAGCCUGAACAAUGUGUCGUGCAUCCUGACGCUGCCCAUCCACCAGCGCAAGGGAUACGGAAAUCUCCUCAUCGACUUCUCUUAUCUGCUCACAAAGGUCGAGGAGAAGACUGGAUCACCGGAGAAGCCGCUGUCUGACCUAGGUCUAGUCUCGUACCGCAGCUACUGGCGACUGGUCCUCUGCAGGUACCUGGUCGAGACGCUAGAGAAGGGCAGCUGCAAGGUAGACGGACUCAGUAUCAAGAAGAUAUCCGACGACACAGCCAUGACGCCCGACGACGUCGUCGCCGCCCUCGAGGGGCUCCGAGCCAUUGUCCGAGAUCCGCAGACUAAACUCUAUGCGUUCCGCGUCGAUGUCGACUUCUGCCGGCAGUACGUCGCCGACUGGGAGAGCAAGGGCCACGUCAAGCUGAAACCGGAAGCCCUAGCCUGGACGCCGUAUGUAAUGGGGCGCGGUAGUGCAGCGAAUCUCGAAAUGGCACCGAUAAGCACGGUGGCGUCCCGGGAGGAAGAUGAGGCCAAGCUCGACGAGGGCCUGGGCGCUGGAGUCCCACCCAAGGCCAUGAUGAACGGUAUCAGAAAGGCAGCUGUAGUUGCAGGAAACGGUAUCAAGUGCGACGUUGGGACGACCGUCGCAGAUGGCGAAGAAGGACCGGCAGAUCAGCUCAAGGUCGAAGCAGCCUCACAGGGUACCGAUGGGGGCUACGCAGCCGCGACCGGAGAAGGGGAGGAAGAUGACAAGGGGAGCGCGACGCCCCGCGCCGGCGACCACAAGAUGGACACCGAGGAGCCGGCGUGGGAUGCUCCUUACAAGAACAUCCCGUCCACGCGGUUCGAAAUCUUCCCUCCGAUGGGUGGUGGCCGUCGCGGAGGAGACCGGUCAAGACAGAGCGUCGGUCGACCUGGCGGCGGCGGACCCCGACGCUUCCCCAGCGCCAACACUCCCCGGCCCCGACCGCGCAGACCCUCGGGCCCCAACAGCGCUAGGCGCACGUCAUCAUCGGCGUCAUCGCGUCCCAAGUCCAGCUCGAGACGCAAGAGCGGCGGCACGGGACGCGGGCCGGGACGCUGGCCAAAGGGAACAAAGAAGGCAGAUUACGGCAAUGCCAUGAGCGGCCCUGGCUUCCCGCCUGGCUGGAAUGAGAAACAGGGCCAGCCACCGCCGCAGCCGCCGCCGCCACCGUCGCAAGGAGCGGAGGCUGCCGCUGCCACCAGCGAGGCAGCACAUGCAGACCGGGAGGAAGUGCGUGUUCUAGUAUCGACGACUAGUGCUGCGGAAGAAGCAAACGGCGGUGGUAGCGGUGGCGCCGUCUCGGCACAGGACGAGGAGGAUGUCGACGCCGAGGGAGAAGAUGAUAUAUAA
Messenger RNA from Geosmithia morbida, 3330 nucleotides. RefSeq names its product histone acetyltransferase SAS3. The coding region runs from base 1 to 3330 and encodes 1109 amino acids. NCBI's taxonomy places the organism in Eukaryota, Fungi, Ascomycota, Sordariomycetes, Hypocreales, Bionectriaceae. The transcript is spliced from 3 exons. Gene Ontology annotation, molecular function: histone acetyltransferase activity. Gene Ontology annotation, biological process: regulation of DNA-templated transcription. The record is from RefSeq and is a predicted model, not a curated record.